GUAGAUGCCCAGGUCAAAGAAUCUGUCAAGCUAAUGCUUUUUGGUGAUCAGCAAGACUUUCCCAAAUCACUUCUCCAAUGGCUUACAUCCAAUUUUGUGAGCAAAAGUGAUCUGCAGACUUUGCUGCAGGACCUAGAGAUGCAGAUCCUCAAGAAUAUUACUCUUCACAUGUCUGUUACAAACCAAAAACUAACAUCUGAAGUAGUAACAAAUGCUGUGGCUAAUGCAGGGAUUUCUGGAAUCACGGAAGCGCAAGCACAGAUUAUUGUAAACAACGCACUGAAACUCUACUCUCAAGACAAGACUGGUAUGGUGGAUUUUGCCUUGGAAUCUGGAGGUGGCAGCAUUCUGAGUACUCGCUGCUCUGAAACCUAUGAGACCAAAACAGCAUUGAUUAGCCUCUUCGGAAUUCCUCUGUGGUACUUCUCUCAGUCUCCCAGAGUGGUGAUUCAGCCGGACAUGUAUCCAGGGAACUGCUGGGCGUUCAAAGGAUCACAGGGGUAUCUUGUAGUUAGACUCUCAAUGAAGAUCUAUCCAACUGCCUUCACAGUGGAACACAUACCAAAAACACUUGCACCAAGAGGAAAUAUCACCAGUGCUCCUAGGAAUUUUUCAGUAUAUGGUCUAGAUGAUGAAUAUCAAGAAGAAGGCAAGCUUCUAGGAAAGUAUGUCUAUGAUCAAGGAGGAGAGCCACUGCAGAUGUUUCCAGUGAUGGAAAAAAGUGAAAACGCAUUCCAAAUAGUGGAACUGAGAAUUUUUUCUAACUGGGGACAUGCAGAAUAUACCUGCCUGUAUCGGUUCAGAGUGCAUGGGAAACCUGCCGAAUAAUCUCCUACACUACAGCUUGGGUUGGUUGUUGUUGUACAUUUUGUUCUCAAUUUGUAUAUACCGGAAAGCCUAGAACACUGGAAUCUAAAGGAUGAGGAUGCAAGAUAUAUACUGCAGAACUGUUGAUCCUCUGAUAAAGGCAGAAGACUGUCAGCAGAACUGUAUAAAAAAACUUUUAUUUGCUCAGCUUGUAAUUACCAUUUAGCUUUAUAUUUUUCUGUCCAUGUUGAGAGACAUUAUGCAUGCAAACUACUCCAGUUCAUAAAGCCCAGUUGGCAGACAGGUGACACCUAUUUUAUUACAAACGAAUGUAUUGGGUUUUCUAAAAGAAUAAACCACACUUUCUGCAA
Messenger RNA from Mesitornis unicolor (brown roatelo), 1178 nucleotides. Its product is annotated as SUN domain-containing protein 1-like. The record is from RefSeq and is a predicted model, not a curated record. NCBI's taxonomy places the organism in Eukaryota, Metazoa, Chordata, Aves, Mesitornithiformes, Mesitornithidae. Gene Ontology annotation, molecular function: protein-membrane adaptor activity. Gene Ontology annotation, cellular component: nuclear envelope; meiotic nuclear membrane microtubule tethering complex. Gene Ontology annotation, biological process: nuclear envelope organization. The transcript has 6 exons. The annotation marks the transcript as partial.